AUGAACAGUCACGACAGCAACGACCUCAACGAUCUCACUCUGCCGCCCAACAAUCCACGAGCACUCCCCGUCUCGCCGACACCUCCAUCCUCGUCAUCCUCAACUCAUCAACCUUCUUCCUCUGCCGACUUCGGGUCAUUCAACUCAGCACCUCUGUUAGCCCCACCAUUGCAGCAGCAGCAGCAGCGUCAUCAUCAGGAUCCUCCAAUCCAGCUCCACUCCCACCCUGUCUCUCAACCUACGGGAAUCCCAGUCUCAAAUAUUACUUCCUUGCUGGACGAUGACGAUCUGCUAGGUUCCUUUGACCAUUCGACCCUCGAGAGGGCUAACAAGUCAUCUUCGCAGAGACCCUCUCAGAGUACAACUCCAGCCUCUAUGGAAGUCGAUCUGCUGGGAGGAGAUGUAUGGGAGGAUGUGACACCUCAUCGGACCCACGACAAUCCAAGAGUCCCCCCUUCAACACCUCACUACUCACCUCAACCAAGCAGACGGUCCAUGUCUCCAGUACAUAUACCUUUACCACCUCGUCCUUCAGAGAUAUCCCCAGAUUACGCUCCACCCCCUCCUCUAAAAUCCCCAAGACGUAUGUCGUCACCAUAUUUCUCUCUUAGUCUCAGCUCACCGCCUAUCGUUACGGAUGCUGGUAACGAUAUCAUUUUCCAUCCCGCUCAUCAACCCAAGGAUGAUGGCGCUGCAAGAGAGAUGCGCAAGGUACAACAACACGAUCCCGGUAUAACCAUAACGGGAUCGUCGAAUCCUAGCUCUUCGUCUGAAGGCUCAGAUCUUCGUCGAACGAUAACGAGAAGUCCUCCUCAUCACUCAAAGCUUCUAGACACCUUAGCAACAACGUCUAAAAUUGCAUCGAAAUGGCGAUCUGCCAUUACCAACUCUACAUUUACCCCUCCUCAUAACAUCGUGCCGACUGAAAAUCAACAUAUAGCAAGCACAAAACAUGCCGAACCCGUUCCUAUCGAUAUCACCCAUCAGAGCCCUUUCGCAACUGCCGAACAAGUUGCAGGAAGCUACAGGGCACCAUCGGGUGCGCCUGGUUUCGACCCUCGCCAGAAUGCUUCACCAAGAUAUAACGACAAAGACGAUGAAUGGGGGAAGGUCACCUUGUCUGGUAGACGUGAUAGCACUGAAGCAGUCUUGACGUCAGCAGAUGCAGAUAAGCUGCGUGGUCACUUACCUCCCCGUCAACGAUUGUCUGGGAAUUGGAUCCUUCUAUUUUCCCUUGAUCAGCAUGGUGCUUCACUGUCCACUCUUUAUCGCCUGGUGGAACGGUAUGGACAGACUCACAGGACUUCCGGCAAUUUGUUGGUCGUCCGCGAUGGUCGAGGUAAUCGAUUUGGUGCCUAUAUCAACGAGUCCAUCAUGAAGCGGGAAGGAACAUAUUAUGGAACUGGCGAAUCAUUCUUGUUCAAGCUUGACGCUGUGUCCGGUGUCCGAGUCUACCGUUGGACAGGCAGAAAUCAGUACUUCGCUCUUUGCGAAUCUGGUUUCAUUUCUUUCGGCGGUGGUGACGGGACAUAUGGUUUGCUGCUCGAUUCUACGUUCACUCAAAAUUCCUCUGCCACUUGCCCGGCCUACGAUAAUGAAAUUCUCUCAGAAUCUAGCCCGAGAAAGUCCUCUAAGGCUUCUUUGUUCGACUGCGUCGGCCUGGAGGUUUGGGGUACGUAG
This is a messenger RNA of Kwoniella botswanensis, 1680 nucleotides long. RefSeq lists its product as uncharacterized. The coding region runs from base 1 to 1680 and encodes 559 amino acids. The transcript has 5 exons. The record is from RefSeq and is a predicted model, not a curated record. Gene Ontology annotation, cellular component: nucleus. Lineage: Eukaryota; Fungi; Basidiomycota; Tremellomycetes; Tremellales; Cryptococcaceae. Gene Ontology annotation, biological process: response to oxidative stress.